Molecule: messenger RNA, 645 nt
Organism: Megalopta genalis
Lineage: Eukaryota; Metazoa; Arthropoda; Insecta; Hymenoptera; Halictidae
Source: RefSeq, a predicted model, not a curated record
AUGGCGAAGUUCGUGCACACGAAGGACAUCUUCGGCAUCGUCGUGCUCCUCCUGCACCUGCCGAACUGUAUCGCUGGUCUGAGCCAGAUGACCUUUAGUUGUCUCACGAUAAUAUACGUGUCGAUGGUGUACCUCGCUCUAGACAUGGCCUACAUGAAUUGUGUGUACGUCUUGAGAGCCUGCUUCAUCAAAAUCAACGAGGACUUGGAACAGUUAAACGAAGAUGAAGGACCGUGGCUGGCUAGUGUGUCUUCGCAUAAAGGACGAAGUUUCCUAUUGCUGGUGAAGCUGAAGCACUACGAGAAGCUGCACCAGGAGACCAGCGAUGUCGUUCAGUACUUGAAUAAGGCGUAUCUCUUUCGGAUCAUCGUCGCGUCGAUCUGCACGUUUACUUCGGUUACAUUCAAUUUGUACUUUGCUAUCCUAUCUUACACCACCGGACAUAUUGAGUUUAAGCAUAAGAGGAUCUGGUACAUCCCGCAUAUUGGAGCAGUGAUCUUUUAUUUUUGUAAGUUCGCAAUGAUGAUUAUGAUGUGCGAGUUCACGAAGAAGGAGGCUCAGGAAAUUGGUACCACGAUCCAUGAGAUCCUCAGCAAGUGCACCGAUGACACGGUCAAGCGCGAGGUAAUUGCUGCUGAUGGUUGA